Messenger RNA from Odontomachus brunneus, 4167 nucleotides. RefSeq lists its product as uncharacterized. Lineage: Eukaryota; Metazoa; Arthropoda; Insecta; Hymenoptera; Formicidae. Gene Ontology annotation, cellular component: plasma membrane. The record is from RefSeq and is a predicted model, not a curated record. Gene Ontology annotation, biological process: engulfment of apoptotic cell; phosphatidylserine exposure on apoptotic cell surface; apoptotic process involved in development. The transcript has 10 exons. The coding region runs from base 993 to 3554 and encodes 853 amino acids.
UCUUCCUGAGCGUUCGGGCCGCCUAAGGUGAGGCUCGCUCUCGCGUUCCUCACUGGCGGCGCCAGGUGUAUGCAGCGGCGAUGCGUGCGUGCGAGCGAGCGAGCGAGCGAGCGAUCGACCGACCGACCGACUGUACGGAUCCUGGAGAAGGGAGAAAGAGAGGGAGAGAGAAGGAGGGCGAGUGAGGCGUGCGCGUAAAAUAGCCGCAUUGAAUUGCACUGAAUCAACAGGUAGAUCGGCGGCAGGGUCGGUAUGCGUGGGACGAUGUACGCGCGAUCUCUCGUAGAACCGGGAUUCGCCGCCGCUGGUCCCUACGAAAAAUGCAGCGUCCGCGACGCGCUAGCACGCACGACGACGAGACGCCACUGCUGCUAUAAGGAAGAGGUGCAUUAGAGGACGACGUGCGACGUCGACGGCAACGGCGAGCGGGCCCAGUCGACGAUCGGGAACGAGGAGGGAGCGGCGUUCGGUGUGGAAACGCGCGUUCUUCUCUAAACGCGCGUGUGCUUCGCGGACGCGCGAAUUCCGCGCAUACCAACGCCGCUGGUCCCCGGCUUCCCCGCGAGCGGUGGCGACGGCGGCGCGGCGGCGACGGCGGUGGCGGCGGCAGCGGCUGUGACGGCGACAGCGCAGUGCGGCGCGGCGCGGCGGCGGUGGCGGCAGCGUCCGGAUCGAGAGAGUGAUUUUUGUGAUCGCCGCUCUCGUCAAUGACACGCGCGGAAUGCGCUGAGCGAGCGCGCGAUCCCACGCUGCGCUAUACGCGCCGACAUUGUUACGCGUACACGUACUACGCCUCGCUCACCGCGCUGCUAGCCUUUAAAAAACCGUUCGGACGAAUUCAUCCGAUGCGCGUGAGAUGCGGACGUGCGUUUUGAAUGUGGCGCAGGGUAAACGGCGGACCUCGUGAGGAGCAACGAGGACUGGAGGGUGCAUUGAUAAAAGUGAAAUAAAAAAGACUGCCAGACAUUCCAAAUGGGCAAUAAAAGCCCAUUAUGGCCCAGUGUCAUCAGUCGCAACAUCAGCACGAAUUUUUGCCCCUGUGCGAUGUACUGUUCAACAUUAUUUCCUUAGCAUCAUACUUCUGCGAUGUUGUAUUCGAUCUCGCGAUGGUCUACGCCCUUGCCCAUCAAGCAAUAGCACCACCUGUAUUAUUUCCACUGAGCGUCACUCUCAUAGCCACUUCUCUGCUGAUUUCUCAAAUCAUCAGCUUAAGAUGGUAUCUCUGGGGAGCUAGAGGCAAAUUGACAAAUAACAACGCGCCGGACGAAUGCGAUGCGAGUCCAGUUAAGAAAACAGGCAACUGGACAGUAGGCUGUGUUCUGCUACUCCAUUCCACCCAAGUCGGUGUACUAUGGAGAUACUUCAAAUUAUUUAUCCCAGUCAAUUUAACUUAUGUAAAACAUGAGGUACGAGAGCUCUGCGUAUUGCGACUGAUACAUGCGUUCUGUGAGGCCGCUCCGAUGCUACUUCUGCAGCUGUAUCUUCUGUCCAUCGGCGUUAGCGAUGACGGUGAGACAGAGGCCGGGAAACCAAAGGAUAACGACGGCAAGGAUGGCAGCAAAUUAGCCAAACUGACGGCGGUGUCGGCGGGACUUUCUUUGUGGAGCGUGUGUUGGGCGGUUGCCAGUUUCAGUAAGGGUGCCGCGCGUCUGCGGAAUCUAGAACGCUUAGUGCUGACAUGGUUGGGAGUGCUGGCGCAAUUGGCCUGGCGUCUGGGGACAGUGAGCGCUCGUGUCGGAGCGCUGGUUGUGUACGCUUCGCUGUACGGCGGACAGUGGCUGCUAAUCGUGAUGGCUCUGCACUGGCUGUCGAUGCUAACAUGGUUGCUGUUGACGCCAGACGGACUCUUUCACGGGGGCGAACGUCUCCCUCUGAUCAGGAAGACAUUCCUCGCUUCCUUACUCGCUUUUGUAUAUAUAUUCGCGUAUGUUAAUCUACAUGAGACGAAUCAUCGUCAGAAAAUGGUAAUAUUUUACACCGUGAUGUUUCUUGAGAACAGUCUGCUCAUCGGGGUGUGGGUGGCGGGUGUUAAUCGUACCGAUCUAUUGCCUCACCAGCAUCAUCCACAGCCAGUAACUUUGGUGCUUAUUCUCUUGGCUCUAUUCUUUGGUGGUAUGUUCUUCAUGGGUCUUUAUUACAGAUUUUUUCACGUGAGAAGACUGAGGUACGAAGCUGGUGGGAGAAUGACUGGUUCGAAUCUCACAACAUUAUCAAAUCAGGACAAUUCAGAAGAGAAACAGAUAGAUUAUAAUGAGGAGAAAAAGGUCAACAUUGGCAUCGGCAUGAGGAAGGUCAAGUUGAGCAAUGGCGGUAUACCGGGCGUGUUCAAUUGCCGUUUCGCGAAUCCAACGGCUGUGAAUCUGAAUCGCAAGAAGAAGAAGCCAACGACCUUCGUGCCUCCACCGCCGCCACAAUCGCAGACGGGCACGGUGAUGGGUUCCGUGACGACGGUGGGAGAUUCGAAGCAAUGGCUCAACGUCGGUAAUGGCUCGCGGCAGUUGAUUCCAUUCUGGAAGAAGCCGUUAUCAUCCACCAAUAUAGCACAGAACGAUAACUCUAACGAGCGGAAAGACGAGACCGAUAUGGCGGUCGGUGGCUCGUUAAACGUCACGCUAAUUCGGGAAAAACUAAAGGAAAAGAAGCAGCAGCAGUUGCGUGAAUUGCGAGCCAUCCAAGAGGAGAUUAAGGAGGGCAAAUUAUUCCCGCCUCCAUCCGCCAACACAUCCUCUUUCUCGACCUCACCUUCUGUCUCCAAUCAGCAACCGCCGCCGAACACGAAGCUUCACACGUCCCCGAGCUCGCCGUUGUUCACGUCUCCGCCGUCGUUCCCCGAGCAAAACGGCGGCGGCGUGUUAUCAUCCUGGCCGCCCGUGAAAAUGCACUGCCUCUUACCUCCGCCGCCUUCCUCCCCGUAUUACCAUAAUCCUCAUCCUUCGAAUCCGUGGAGGACGGCGCCGCAAAGGGAACGAGCGGACACGCCGGAGAUACUGCUGGCGCCGCGUUGCCUUCCGCAUCAUUAUUCUCACUGGUCUCCACCUGGACAUCUCAGUCACAGGCUGCACACAAAUCAAAACGGCGGCGAAGAAAGUUCCAAGGGCGAGGGCGAGGGAGAAGCAGAAAUUAGCGACAUGGAAGGCAGUCAGGUGUCGUUACCUAGAAGCUAUACGCUCCCCCGAGAGUUCAAGUAUAAUCAUCCCAAUAAUGUCGCGAGAGAACGGGAGCGUCGCGUGGGAAAUAACAAAGUGCCGCCGUCGCGUUUCUAUUUACCAUCUACCAAUAGUUCCGACGGCGACGUAGACAGCGCUGAUAACGAAGACGAGACGGAUUCCGAGGCGCAAAUCCGAACGAAGGUCAAUCACGGUCACAAUCAUGACGAAGCUAUGCAAAGGCGUCAUGUGUACGAGAAUAACGAGGCGAACGGCACAGCCGAUUGCAAUACGCAGUGUGGCGCGUCCAACAUAAUGCCCAACAAUUGUUAUCCAAAUAAUUCGCAUGGUGCCUUACGACCGAAUCAGUUAUUUAGAACCCGAGUGAAACACGAAACGAAACUUUGAGUUGUAAUUGUCGAUUUUUGCGAUGCGACACACAUAUUUGAUACACUCCUUCCAGGAAUCGAUCCGUCCAUUCGAUUGUUGACGAUGUAUAGCCGUUAACUUGGCAAAAUAAGUGAGUAAUAAUACUUCGCAAAAUAAGUUGAGCAAUAAUACUCAACGUGGUGUAUUAAUUGUAUUAUAUAUAAUACACCAACAUACUGGUAUAUACAUUUUUCCUUCCUCUGCAAGAGUAUUGACGCGUAUUACUCUUGCGAUAUAGUAGAACUUCAUUCAAUUUCAUUAUGGCGUCCCGUAUGCGGGACUAACGGAUUGAUCACAACGAAGGAUCACAAUGAAUAGAAUAUCUUUAGAUACAUUUUAAGGAAGGACAGAUGGAUGAUCGCGACAAAUAAUAAUGUGUCUUAAUUAAAAUUAAUAUCAGAUGUUUUACACAUAAAGUUACCUGAAUAUACCAGAAAUCGAGAAUCGUACACUCCUUCACUCGUACUCACAAAGGACAUGCGUAAUGAUAAAUUAGUAGUAACGAAUUUAAGGUAUUUUACGCUAUUUAAAGAGAUAUAUUCAUAUUUUGUUAUACGUUUGUAAAUAUACAAACCAACAGAUGAUUGAUACA